Messenger RNA from Carassius auratus (goldfish), 2231 nucleotides. RefSeq names its product S phase cyclin A-associated protein in the endoplasmic reticulum-like. Lineage: Eukaryota; Metazoa; Chordata; Actinopteri; Cypriniformes; Cyprinidae. Bases 506 to 2065 code for a protein of 519 amino acids. The record is from RefSeq and is a predicted model, not a curated record. The transcript has 12 exons.
UAUCUGUUCCACAUCUUGUUGGCGCAUCUCUAUUUACAUCUAUAUCCCCGGUGUAAGUUACGCACCGCCGAGCUACAAUUGGAUGUUGAGUCUGUGGCAUGUCCAAUGCAGACGCGCUGACACACGCAGCUCUGCCGCCUCCAGCACAUGCUGGACGAGUGGGCGGCCUGCCGUGUGCACAUGACUGCACAGAGAGAGAGGAGCUCUGCACAAUACACCGCACUACAAGCUGUGGAGAGUGACUACGCCACAACCAAGACAGCAAAACUGUAGCGGCAGUCAGAGUCUCUGUGCAGCCGAGACGUUGCAGAAAGACGUCCUUAUGGCCAGGACAAGGAGUCUGUCGUGCUGACUGGCAGAGACAUCUACUCAGCGAGUUUGCAGGAGUCACGCUCAACCACGGGGCUAUUUUUGGUCCAGCUGUCAAAUGACGAUGACAGGCUGUUCGUGCAGCAGAGAUGCUGGUUAAGGGGGAAAACCGGUUGCCAUAAACAAAUUUGGUAGCAUGUCAGGGCCGGAUAUGGAUAUGGAUGAGGAACCUGCUUACAGACUCUACUUCUACUCUGCCUCUUUCCAGCGGUCCAACAGCCAUGACAAGGUGAGGAAGAUCGUGGCCGAGGAAGGCCGGGCUGCUCGAAACCUCAUCGCAUGGAGCGUCCCAGUCGAGAGCAAGGAGGAAGAGGCUAAGUUGAAGAAUCACGGAAAUGGCAAUGCAAGAGCUCAACGAAUCAACUCUGGGCUCCACAGGAACAAAAAACAGAACUUAUCACUGGACUGCAAAAACGCACCUGUGGCGAUACUGGACAAAGGUCCUGAGAAGAGCCCCACCAAAACUAGACAGCCACGGAAGGUGGACCUCCGAGCGCGAUACUGGGCCUUUCUUUUCGAUAAUCUCCGGAGAGCAGUGGAUGAGAUCUACGUCACCUGUGAAUCCGACCAGAGCGUGGUGGAGUGCAGGGAGGUGCUGAUGAUGUUGGAUAACUACGUCCGCGAUUUCAAAGCUCUAAUUGACUGGAUCCAACUACAGGAGAAGCUGGAAAAAACAGACGCUCAGAACAGGCCUACGUCUUUGGCUUGGGAAGUUCGAAAGAUGUCACCAGGGCGACAUGUAAUGUCCAGCCCCUCGUCAGACCGUAUUGUUCCAUCACCUGGCGUUCGGCGUGCACUCAAUUUUGGUGGUCCCCCUCCCACUUUGGCUGUGGCACGUCUCUCGCACAGUGGACCAAGCUGGGCUGACCGAGUCAAGUGUUCCCAGUCACUUCCUGUCUCCAGCCCAAGUGUCAACAUCCCUGCUGAAAAACCAGCAAAGAAAGAUGCAGAGGGCUGGGAGACCGUGCAGCGUGGGCGCUCCAUGAGGCCACGCUCCAUCACCAUGGUGGCUAAGGUAAGCCCCAUUCUGGCCCAUGUCAGCCCCAAAGAUGACAGCGACAAGGAGAACCAGCACCUCCAGCCCUCACCUCAGAAAAAAUCUCAGGAGGUGAUGGAACAAGAGCAACCUCUACCCCAAGAGCAGAGACAAGAGACGGAAAAGACCUCCGUCAUCGAGUCCCCAGCAGAAAGUAUUGAAGAGCCAGGGCAGAGUGUCAGCGCACCCUCUGAGGACACGCCACCCUCCACCUCUGACCCCACGCCACCCCCUACCUCUCCGCCUUCGCAAGCCCAGUGCCCGGAAUGGGAUUCCGAUCCAGGUCCUCCUUCUGUAACCCUUUGCCAAACAGAGGAGCCAGGUACUGGGCAAGCCAAAGUAGAGCAGGGGAUGGAUGGGUCGGUGUGGAAGGUCGCGGCACCGUCAGAAAAGGUGGAGGCAGCAGUCUACGUUCCCCUGGCAGCGAUGACACUGGAGAGCAUGCUGGACCCCACAGAACUUUCCACCCCCCAAUCCAUGGCUGAAGUUUUGGCUAAGAAGGAAGAGCUGGCUGACCGCCUGGAAAAAGCUAACGAAGAGGCGAUUGCAAGUGCCAUCGCUGAGGAGGAACAGCUGACGCGUGAGAUCAAGCAGAGAACAAUGAACUGGAGACCGAGAGCGACUUCUCUGCAGGUAUCGGGAGUGGCAGUUGUGGCUUGAAUUUAGACUGGAGUGAGAUGCUAGCUGAUUAUGAGGCUCGAGAGCCUUGGCGUCAGAAUACCUCCUGGGGUGAAAUCGUGGAGGAGGAGCCGGCCCGCCCGCCCGGUCACGGCAUUCACAUGCACGAGAAACUGUCCUCACCUUCACGCAAACGGUAACCGUUUCA